Molecule: messenger RNA, 1410 nt
Organism: Aspergillus sclerotioniger CBS 115572
Lineage: Eukaryota; Fungi; Ascomycota; Eurotiomycetes; Eurotiales; Aspergillaceae
Product: phosphotransferase enzyme family protein
Exons: 3
Coding region: 1-1410 (469 amino acids)
Cellular component (GO): mitochondrion
Source: RefSeq, a predicted model, not a curated record
AUGGAAGAUGGGUUUCAGGUGAUUGCUAAAACUCCAUACAGUAUUGCGGGGCCGAAACACUAUGCCACCGCCAGCGAAGCUGCUACUUUGCAAUAUCUUCAUUCCAGAAAUAUUCCUGUACCAAUGGUUUAUGGAUACUCGUCUUCGAACAACAAUCCUGUCGGUAUCGAAUAUACUCUCAUGGAAAAAGCUUCAGGUGUCAAUUUGGCAACUAUGUGGCUUAGUAUGAGCAAGAAACAGCGACAUAAACUUGCCUCUAGUUUCGUCGAAAUUGAGAGACAAUUCUUCGAUAUCCCUUUCGGAUCUAUAGGGAGUAUCUAUUACAAGAGAGAUAUCCCCACUGAGCUUCAAGCAUCUUUAUAUGAUACUAAUACUGACAACGACGGUCACUCGGAAAUCUUCUGCAUCGGCCCAACUGCAGACUAUAUGUUUUGGCAUGGGGCACGUGCUACCUUUGAUCUCGAUCGUGGGCCCUGGAAUGACCCCAAGAGGUACCUUGCAUCCAUUGCAGAGAAAGAAAUAGAAUGGGCUCGACGCAUCGGAAAGCCAGUAGAGCUUGACUUUCCACAUAAUGGCGUCUUCCCCGGGGUCAAGUAUCCCGAAGCCUAUAUUGAUCUCUUAGACAAGUAUCUCACACUGGUGCCAUACCUGAUCCCCAAAGACAUGUCGAGUCCAUUUAACCGCCCAACUCUCCGUCAUCCAGAUCUGAACCCAAAUAAUAUCUUCAUUUCGCCCGAAACCGGUACAAUAUCUUGUAUCAUCGACUGGCAACAUUCCAAGAUCGAGCCACGUUUCCUUGCUGCUGGUUAUCCCCGUGUAUUCGAAAGUCCAGAUCCUGAACCCUCCUCCGAACUCAUAGAACCAACGCCCCCAACACAUCACGAAGCAACGCCCGCUGAGGAGAAAGCCGCAGCUGACGAACUCUAUCGCCGCCGUCUUCUCUUUUAUUACUACCGUAUCUUCAACGGUCACCUGAACAAGCCACAUCUCGAAACCCUUCGUGACCCUAUCCUCUUCCCUCGUCAGCACCUUAUCGACAGAGCCGGCAGACAGUGGAAUGGAAACACGAUGACUUUGAAGGGCGCUCUACUUCGGAUUAUUGAAUACUGGCCUCAUCUCCCCGAGACAGCAGGUGUCUCAUGUCCUGUCGAAUUCUCCGAUUCCGAGACAUCUGGAUUUCAUGAGCAAGAGGAGCUAUGGUUCAGCCUUAACAAAGUCGUGGAGCAUUGGCGGGAUCAACUCGGUGGCGUUAAUGAAGAUGGUUGGAUCAGCAGUGAAAAGUACGACGAUUGUGUCCGGAAAGUUGCGGAGCUCAAAGCCUCUUUGAUUGCUACUGCGGAAGGGGACCAAGAAGACAUCUCUCUUUUGGAAAAGGGGUGGUUAUUCAGAGACCGUGAAGAAUGUCAAUAA